AUGAAGAAUUUAACAGUUCCUGCUGUUUUUGAGGUGGAGUUGGAUCCUGACAACAGCAAUAAACCUAGAAAAACUUUACCAAGGACAAAAUUUACCACGUCGCCACGUCUUGCGGUUGAAUCGGAUCUUGGUAUCUCCUUAAAAGAUGACAGUCAAAAACGUACAACAGAGGACGUUGCGAAAUCAGCCACAAGUCAGCUACCAUUUUUUGUCGCAGACGACUGUCGUGACUUGCCUCAUCAAGGUAAAAGUGAAGGUGACAAUUUUUUUGAAAGCGUCUGGGUAUCAAAAACGAACAUAGACGCUGUAUUGGUGGAAUUGUCUCGUAUGAAUGAAGAACAACUUGCAAUGAGGAUCAAUGGUGGUACAAAAAAAACAACUGCUAAAGAAACUGCUUUGUCGAUAGGAGAUUCCAGUCCACAGGACCUGAAGCGAACAGUUUCAACUGCUGUGUCAUCUGGAUUUCCUCGUCCAGAUGUCAGUGAUAGAUUAAAGCUCCGGCCAUCUUUCGCUGCUAACGAAUUUCUAGAAGAAACUAAAAAUUCAGAAUAUAAAUUGCCUGAAUAUGAAAGAACCUGGUCAUCUGGAAACGCCAUAGACUCUGUAUUGGUUGAAUUGUCUCGUAUGACUGAAGAACAACUUGCAAUGAGGAUGAAUGGUGGUACAAAGAAACCAACUGCUAAAGAAACUGCUUUGUCGAUAGGAGAUUCCAGUUCACAGGACCUGAAGCGAACAGUUUCAACUGCUGUGUCAUCUGGAGUUCCUCGUCCAGAUGUCAGUGAUACUUUAAAGCUCCGGCCAUCUUUCGCUGCUAACGAAUUUCUAGAAGAAACUAAAAAUUCAGAAUAUAAAUUGCCUGAAUAUGAAAGAACUUGGUCAUCUGGAAACGCCAUAGACGCUAUGUUAGUGGAAUUGUCCUGUAUGACUGAAGAAAAGCUUGCAAUGAGGAUGAAUGGUCGUACAAAGAAACCAACUGCUAAAGAAACUGCUUUGUCGAUAGGAGAUUCAAGUCCACAGGACCUGAAGCGAAGAGUUUCAACUGCUGUGUCAUCUGGAGUUCCUCGUCCAGAUGUCAGUGAUAGUUUAAAGCCCCUUUUCUAUUUUAUAUUUUAUAUUGAAGUAUUCUUAUUUAUAUUUUGUAUAUUUUGGUAAUAUAUUUCUUAGUUUUGU
Molecule: messenger RNA, 1170 nt
Organism: Lottia gigantea (owl limpet)
Lineage: Eukaryota; Metazoa; Mollusca; Gastropoda; Lottiidae
Exons: 3
Coding region: 1-1152 (383 amino acids)
Source: RefSeq, a predicted model, not a curated record